UCUAGUGAAAUAAACCCAUUGGACGAGAGACUCGAAUGAUCGGCAUGGAAUUGUUUAGGGAACUUGCGGGUGGGUGAAUGACCAGAGUGAGCUACAGUUAGUUAUGUAACGAAAUAUACCGUUAGUAGCCUACUGGUGAUUUGAUUGGAUAGAUGAUGAGACGGGUGAUCAGAAAUAAGUAAAUGUAUCUGCAUGAAUAGGACAAGAAGAGAGGAAAAGAGAGAGAGGAUUGCACAUCUGGAAAUGUUGGUAUUCGUCAUUCGAUAUUUUCAGCAAGUGAAUUGAACACAUCUCCCUUCCCUCUGGCAAAAGAAUCGCAGUGUGUUUCAGUUGGACAGACUGGACAGAGCGCAGCCGACACAGCGACGGUGUGAGUGGAGCAGAGAGAACCGAGGAUGGGGGGCGGAGGUCAGCAGACGGAGUCAAGCGAGCCGGCCAAGUGUGACGGGGGUGGGCCCGAUGGAGGGCGAGGUGGCAGUGCAGUCUACACCUGGGAAGAGGUCCAGAAGCACUGCCACAGAAGCGACCAGUGGUUGGUCAUCGACAGGAAGGUCUAUAAUAUUACCCAGUGGGCGAAGAGACACCCGGGGGGCAUCAGGGUCAUCAGUCACUUUGCUGGAGAAGAUGCCACGGAAGCAUUUGUCGCAUUCCAUCUCGAUCCGAAUUUUGUCAGGAAGUUUCUGAAGCCGUUGCUGAUUGGAGAGCUGGCACCGACAGAGCCCAGCCAGGACCAUGGGAAAAACGCAGUACUGGUGCAGGACUUCCAGGCCCUGCGCGACCGUGUGGAGAGUGAGGGUCUCCUCCGUGCCCGCCCCCUCUUCUUCAGCCUCUACCUGGGCCACAUCCUGCUACUAGAGGCCCUGGCUUUGGGCCUGCUCUGGGUCUGGGGGACCAGUUGGAGCAUCACACUGCUCUGUUCCCUCAUGCUGGCCACGUCUCAGGCCCAAGCUGGCUGGCUGCAGCAUGACUACGGCCACCUGUCAGUCUGCAAGAAAUCCGGCUGGAACCACAAACUGCACAAGUUUGUCAUUGGACACCUAAAGGGUGCCUCUGCUAACUGGUGGAACCAUCGUCACUUCCAGCACCACGCUAAGCCCAACAUUUUUCGUAAAGAUCCUGAUAUCAACUCACUACAUGUCUUCGUCCUGGGAGACAAACAGCCUGUAGAGUAUGGUAUAAAGAAGUUGAAGUACAUGCCCUACCAUCACCAACACCAGUACUUCUUCCUCAUUGGACCUCCACUAAUCAUUCCAGUGUUUUUCAACAUCCAGAUAUUUCGGACCAUGUUUUCACAACGGGACUGGGUGGAUCUGGCGUGGUCGAUGAGUUUCUACCUUCGCUUCUUCUGCUGUUACUAUCCCUUCUUUGGUUUCUUUGGCUCAGUAGCAUUGAUCAGCUUCGUCAGGUUUUUGGAAAGCCACUGGUUUGUAUGGGUGACCCAGAUGAGUCACCUUCCUAUGGAGAUGGAUCACGAGCGACAACAGGACUGGCUCACCAUGCAGUUGAGUGCUACUUGCAACAUUGAACAGUCAACCUUCAACGACUGGUUCAGUGGACACCUCAACUUUCAGAUUGAACACCAUCUGUUUCCUACCAUGCCCCGUCAUAACUACCACCUGGUAGCUCCUCUGGUUCGUGCUUUGUGUGAGAAACAUGGAGUUCCCUACCAGGUCAAGACUUUGCAGAAAGGCAUGACUGAUGUUGUCAGGUCACUGAAGAAGUCAGGGGAUCUGUGGCUGGAUGCGUAUCUCCAUAAAUAAAUCCCUUCCUGACUCUGGACGGGAUUUAAUCCAUCGCAGAUUAACGACCUGCGAACAGAGAGGACAUUUCCUGGAUGUUUUUGAUGAUACUGAUCGCUGCAAACAUUAUUGUGAUAUAAUUGUUUUAAUCCUUGUCAGCAGUGAAUGGGGACCCAUAGCAUAAAUAGAGGGUUUAUAUAGUAGGGCCAGGCGUUUUAAAAAAAACAAAAAAACAAUUUAUUGACCAAUAUUCUUAGCAUUAUCCACUGGGUUUGAUGCAGGCAGAAAAUCCUAGGAAAUGCUCUGUAAUUGACACAAGUCUCAGUCAUUCCAGUCUGGUUGUCCAUUCGUUUCUGGUGGAGGGGUCGCCUGAACCAGGGGAGGCGCAGCAUAUGAAUCUUAAUUUCACAAAACCUAUUAUUUGGCAGGGAAUUCUAUUUGUAGAUCAGUGAUUUUACACCUCGUUUUUCUCAAGCUGAUCGCCUCCAACAGACUCAAUCCCUGAUGACAGGAGGUUAUAUAAAUGGGGCAAUUAGAACACUUAAAGGGGAAAGACUAUGAAUCCAAGCAGAAAAUAUAAGUGUACAAUAAAAAAUCUCUAUCGCUUGAAAUUCCCCGCUGGGAUGUUCUUUGCAGACGACAAUAUAUUCUGCAAAACCUGCAAUUUAGCGUCACAUUUUAAAUGGAAAAACAGGAUAGACAGGAUAGACAGCCAUCUGACAAGACCAUUAAUUAUCAAUUAACAACAAUAUUUCACGACGUCUUCGUUGUCUGUUAAUUAACAUAUGGGUAUGAUAGGCAUUUUUGUAUCCGAAAAUGUAGAGGGUGAAAUAUAGACUAUUUUCAGAAUACUAAUGGCUCGCCUAUUUUCAUUUACUAUAGAAAGAACACAUUUUAUCCAUCUCCGUUAAGACGUCAGUAUUUGGAGAGAUGCGCUUCUCCGCCUCCACAAGGUUCAUGUAAAAGCGAAGCUACUCGGAGUGAUAUUCUAACACUGUCGAAUAGUUCUCUGCCUGGAAAUAAACUCUAUAAACUCUAUCAGCCAGAACAACUUUAACAUAUUCACUCAGCUCUCAUACACAAUGUGUGACAGUGGAUUAGUCCGUUACUAUGGAGAUGCUUUCUGUUGUGGGUUUUUUUCCGGGCUGCGGCCUCCGUUCUUUACGUGUGUUAAUGAAGGUGCGCAAUUUGGGAUUGUCAACUUUUUCGAGCGGGAUGUUGGCGCUUGCAAAAGCCAUUUCCUCAUAAUUUAUUCUAUAGUAAAUUAAAAUGUCUACUUGGUUCUGUAUUGUGCUACAUUUUCUUACAUAAAAUACCUAUCAUUCCCAUAAUAAUGUUAAUACCAGGCAAUGAAUAAGUAAAAUAUUUCUCGAUAAUGUCCUUAAAAUACGCUAAUACUGCUGAUGAGAAUAAUUGUUGGCGAUUAUUUCCAUCAAUCCACAUGGUUGGGAAUUGAUUUGGGACUUAUUGGAUAUUUAUGUUAUAUGAUCAUGGUGUGAGAAAGUGCUAUAUCAGCAACUUGAGGUCAGUUUAUCGAAAUGCGGGUUAGGAAAACAACAACCGAAACGCCUGGCCUUAAUCAUUGGUGACUAGAUAGACUAUUCCUCCCCAAACGGAAAAAAGACAUUGAUAUAUAUUUUAACAACAUGUAUGUACAUGUACGUAUAUGUAAAUGACAGAUAUCAAAAUAUAUGACAUAUAUUUAAAUAUAUCGACAUAUUACAAAAUUGGCCUUUUUCAUAUUUCUACAAAUAUGUUUAUAUCUUUAAAUAUCUGGAAAUACAUUUUGAUAGCGUGCUGUGGUAGCUAGUAAAAUAAUUUACCAAUUAUAUUUCAUAAAUAUAUUUUGCCAUAUUUUAAUGAAUUGAAAUGUUUGCCUUUUACCUGAAUACUGUUGCUAGGCUACAUUAAAAUCCAUUGCAUAAAACUACCAAGUUCAGACCUAUACUUUGACAAGUUUGACAACAAAAUAAUGAAUGACAACUAAAAAGGUCAUAAAAUAUAAGUUAACAUGUAAAAUAUAUUUGUAAAAUAUGUGUAAAAUAUAUUUGUAAAAUAUGUGUAAAAUACACACUUACACCUGA
Messenger RNA from Oncorhynchus kisutch (coho salmon), 3823 nucleotides. Its product is annotated as fatty acid desaturase 2. The coding region runs from base 396 to 1760 and encodes 454 amino acids. Gene Ontology annotation, cellular component: membrane. NCBI's taxonomy places the organism in Eukaryota, Metazoa, Chordata, Actinopteri, Salmoniformes, Salmonidae. Gene Ontology annotation, molecular function: oxidoreductase activity, acting on paired donors, with oxidation of a pair of donors resulting in the reduction of molecular oxygen to two molecules of water. The transcript is spliced from 14 exons. The record is from RefSeq and is a predicted model, not a curated record. Gene Ontology annotation, biological process: lipid metabolic process.